AUGGAUCAAAGAGAUUUAUCGGCCUGGUCUUCUAUGAUCAGUGGCCACACAAAACAUGGGAGACCCAUUAGAGCUUUCUCUCUCUUCUCUGAGCUUCUCAAAAAUGGGGUUUACCCAGAUAACCAUAUAAUCACAGGGGUCUUGAAAGCCUGCACAGUCACGGCUUCUCUGAGAAAUGGUAAGCAAGUUCAUGGCCAUGUUCUUAAAGCAUGCGUAGACCCUGAUAUCUAUGUGUUCAAUUCUCUAAUAGAAAUGUAUAUGAGUUGCUGUGCCAUCGAUCAAGGUGCUCAAGUGUUCGAUGAAAUGCUUGUAAAAAACACUGUUUCCUGGAAUCUGAUGAUCUCUGGUUUUUCCCAUAAUGGGUUUCCCUUCGAAGCCAUGGAAAUCUUUAGAGAGAUGAAUUUUAGAGAGAUGGGACCCAAUCCGAUGACUUUCACCUCUAUUUUCCCGAUUUGCACAGAGCUCCGACUGUUAAAUCAGGGGAGGGAGAUCCAUGGCUGUGUCUUGCGAUCUGCGUUCUGGUCUAAUACACGUAUUAGGAACUGUCUUAUAGACAUUUAUGCAAAAUGUGAGAGAAGAGAAAAAGCACAAAUGGUGUUUGAUACCAUGUUGAGAGAGAAAGAUAUUUCUUCAUGGAAUUCGAUCAUAAGUUGCUAUUCACAAAGUGGCCAUGGCGACGAAGCUCUCAAGCUCUUUAGAGAAAUGAAAGUGCAGUCUCUAGAGCCCAAUGUGAACACAUGGACUAUAAUAAUAUCACAAUUUGCAAAGGAUGGGAAAAGAGAGAAAGCAUGGGAUGCCUUUAAUGCCAUGAUUAAACAAGGUAUAGAACCAGACAUUAGACUAUAUAACACUAUGAUUUCGAGCUUCUCAAAUGAUCCACUCCAGGCUCUAACCGUGCUUUAUAAGAUGAAAGCCACUGAUAUUAGAGUUAAUCACUUCACUAUAGCAAGUGUUCUACCUGUGUGUGGAAGAUUAGGGGUUUUAGUUAGAGGAAAAGAGCUACAUGCCCACACACUGAGACACGGGUUCGAGCUAGAUUCGCACGUCGUAUGCGCCUUGGUUCACAUGUAUGCUCAAUGUGGGUGCUGGAAUUUCUCUCUCUUAGUCUUUUGCAUGGCUAAACACAAGGACUUAGCCUUGUGGAACUCAAUGCUUGGUGCCUAUGCCAUGCAUGGGCAAGGGCAUUUGGCAUUGGACUUGUUUGAGAGAAUGAAGAGAGAGAAAGUGAAAAUUGAUGGGGUGACACUAACCAAUGUGCUUUGUGCUUGCAGUAGGUCAGGUUUAGUGAGAGAAGGGCUUCGGGUGCUUGAAAGUGUAGAGAGAGAAAGUGGGGUGAGGCCUAAAGUUGAGCAUUAUGGUUGUGUUGUUGAUAUGUUAGGAAGAAAUGGAAAAAUAAGGGAGGCCUUAGAGGAAGCUGAAAGUCAUGGGGUUGAGGCUUGGGGUGCUGUUUUGGGGGCUUGUAGGGUUUAUGGGGAGUUAGAGAUCGGUGAAGUCGUGGCGCAAAAGUUGUUUGAAAUGGAGCCUAGGAACAGUGGGAAUUAUGUGUUGUUGGCAAAUAUGUAUGCUGAGGUGGGAAGGUGGAGUGAUGUUGAGAGAGUGAGGAGGAUGAUGGUGGAUAGGGAUUUGACGAAGGUGCCUGGUUGUAGUGUUAUUGGAGUGAGAUGA
Messenger RNA from Amborella trichopoda, 1665 nucleotides. RefSeq names its product pentatricopeptide repeat-containing protein At1g15510, chloroplastic. The record is from RefSeq and is a predicted model, not a curated record. Gene Ontology annotation, molecular function: protein binding; RNA binding. Gene Ontology annotation, biological process: RNA modification. Lineage: Eukaryota; Viridiplantae; Streptophyta; Magnoliopsida; Amborellales; Amborellaceae.